Molecule: messenger RNA, 1406 nt
Organism: Xylona heveae TC161
Lineage: Eukaryota; Fungi; Ascomycota; Xylonomycetes; Xylonales; Xylonaceae
Product: UAA transporter
Exons: 3
Coding region: 50-1090 (346 amino acids)
Biological process (GO): UDP-galactose transmembrane transport
Cellular component (GO): Golgi membrane; endoplasmic reticulum membrane
Molecular function (GO): UDP-galactose transmembrane transporter activity; UDP-glucose transmembrane transporter activity
Source: RefSeq, a predicted model, not a curated record
GCCCCAUGAGUCUCCUAAAUCCGCCGGUGUCGCUCAAUUACUCAUAUGUAUGGGUGGUAUUUACAUUUCUUUUCUGUCGUGGGCCCUUCUCCAAGAAAGAAUUACAACCACAUCCUAUGGAGAUUCUGCGUCGCCAGAAGUCUUCACUUUUUCGAUUUUCUUGAAUACGAUCCAGUCGACGUUCGCGACGUUAACCAGCUAUACUUACCUCCUUUUUACGUCUAAGAAAGGACUAUCGGUGCCUCCAGUCUUUCCGUCAAGGCGCAUUUUUGCUCCUCUCGUGCUCGUGGCAAUAACGUCAUCGCUGGCAUCUCCGUUUGGCUACGCAAGCCUUAAACAUAUCGAUUAUAUAACUUUUAUACUUGCGAAGUCAUGCAAGUUACUUCCCGUGAUGGCCUUGCAUCUCACAAUUUUCCGCAAGCGUUAUCCGCUCUAUAAAUACGCUGUUGUGGCAUUAGUCACAGCCGGCGUUGCCAUUUUCACGCUUCACCACCCUUCGUCGUCGAAGAAAUCCAAGACGCAUAAUAAUGGAAGCAGUUCUUGGGGUCUUUUACUGUUAAGCGUCAACCUCCUCUUUGAUGGGCUCACUAACUCUACUCAAGACUAUGUCUUUCAGAAUUUUAAGCCAUACUCCGGACCACAAAUGAUGUGCGCACAGAAUCUCAUGAGUACACUUUUGACAGGGCUCUAUUUGCUUGUUUCUCCUUACCUUGUUCACACAAAUUUUGGUGAAUAUGUUGGCAUGGCUACGGCAAAUAAUCAAGGGGAAUUUACCGCAGCUUUAUCUUUCAUUCAUAGGCAUCCCAACGUUGGAAGAGAUGUUCUUGGGUUUGCUGCUUGCGGAGCGCUUGGUCAAUUGUUUAUUUUCUAUACAUUGGCAAACUUUUCCUCUCUCCUAUUAGUCACAGUGACAGUAACACGCAAAAUGUUAACUAUGGUAUUAUCCGUGGUGUGGUUCGGACACCACCUGAGCCGGAUGCAAUGGUGGGGAGUGGGUCUCGUUUUCGGCGGUGUUGGAGCCGAAGCUAUCGUCCAGAGAAGAGAAAAAGCGGCAAAAGAAAAAGUGGCAAAACGACAGAAAAUACGUUAAGCUUUGAAGGCUGUAAAUUCCCAUCCACUCUUAGAAGAUAAAGUCAUUGUUGCAUUUUUUCGCGAGGGAAGUAAAAUAUUAGAACUCGGGCAUUAGCAUUUGUUUAGCCAGCAGCUCCGUAUAUUGGGUUUAUCCUUCAUUGCAUCCUCAAUUGAAGAUCAUGCCGCUUACUUUAUGCACAAAUUUUUUGGGAAAGCACUGAAAACCCGUUUAGAUUACGGAACAAGAAGCAUUACUUUCAAAAAUUCUCAAGUAUUGGGCCAUGGGAAAGCUUCUAUCAUAUUAAUUGCAAGGUUGCGCUGCCAAAGCUCGGGAC